Closterium sp. Naga37s-1 is the source of this 4926-nucleotide messenger RNA. The record is from the annotation of a GenBank genome assembly. NCBI's taxonomy places the organism in Eukaryota, Viridiplantae, Streptophyta, Zygnematophyceae, Desmidiales, Closteriaceae.
AUGGAAGCAGCAAGUAUUGGGGAAGGGGGAGGAAGGGGAGGGAACGGAGCAGGACGGGUGACAAAGAAGGGGGUUAAGCAGCACCGGCAGAAGGAAGCUGCCAGGAAACUACGCGUUGCUUUGAACGAGCUCUGUGCUGUGAAGUAUGCUUUCACGCUUGUGCUUGCUGACGUGGCAGCUGAGGUGGCACGAUGCAAUGCCAAGAAUGGUGUUGGGGACACGUGGGGUCAUCCGUGGGCUGAGGUAGAAGGGGCAGAGGAGGAGGGUGGGGAGGAGGAGGGGGAGGAGGAGGAGGACGGGGGGGAGGGAGAAGAGGAGGAGUGGGAGGAGUGGGGAGGCGAAGAGGGAGGUGCAGUGGAGGAGUUGAGGGAGAGCAUGCAAGCCAUGCUGGUCAACGCCUCACCUCCACAGCUGUACGGGCUGCUGCAGGAGUUCCUGUCGUCUCGCUUCAAGGAUGUUUCUGCGUGCAUGCGCCCUUUCUAUAUAGAGGAUGGUGACGAGGAGGAGGAGGAGGAGGAGGAGGAGGAGGAGGAGGAGGAGGAGGAGGAGGAGGAGGAGGAGGAGGAGGAGGAGGGGGGGGAGGAGGAAGAGGAGGAUGAGGUGGAAGAGGAAGGGGAGGGGGAGGAGGUGGAGGAAGGGGAGGGGGAGAAGGAGGAGGAGGAGGCAGGGGAUCUAGAGGAAUCAGCAGGGAAGCUACAGUCGACCCCAGUGGGAACAUCUAGCACCCCUGUAGCCGCCACCGCCACUGCAGGUGGGGAGAGGUACCACCAACACCCAGGUGAAAGACUCACACCUCUACUGAACGCAGAGAGUCAGAACAUGCUCAGAAGCUUCCCUGGGUUUGAGGAAGAGGAGGCGGUGAGUGAGGGCAAGGGGAGGGGGCCGAGGAGACGGCUGGAGAAUGAAAUGGCUGCGCUUGAGGCGAGGGGGAGAGGGGUAGUAGAGGGGGGAGCGGGAGAGGGAGAGGGAGACAGAGGUGAGGCGUGUGAAGCAGCGGGGGCAGUGAGCGGAGCAGAGCAGGAGACGCUUGCAGCGGUGCUGGAUGGAUUGCUGGGCACUGAGGGUGAAGGGGAGGAGGGUGGGGGCGAGGAGGACGCAGCUUACGGGGACGGUGGGGGCUAUGGGGAGGGGGGAAAGACAGACUCGCCUAUGUGUUGGGCGGGGAGGUUGGAGGAGAGGAUGGGGCGGGCGUGGGUGUGGCGCGUGCAGCAGGUGAUGCGUGCUCUGGGGUUCUCAGGGCUCUCUUUCCUGUCGCAUGCGGUGCUGUCUGCUGUGCUGCUAGCCCGGCUUAAGGCGCAUGUGCAUGCAUCAGCAGGAGCCGUUUUCGACCGUCGGAUCCUCCCUCGCCUGCAUCGGUGGCUGCAGGUCACUGCUCUUCCCUUCGUUACUAUCACCACCUGCACAGUCACCACUAAGACCAGCACCACCGAUACUAGCACCAGCAGAGGUGAUUCCUCGGCCAUCUCCAUCCGUAGUUCUCGCGUGUCAGAUCCGAUCUCAGCCGCACAUCUGCGGCAGUGGCAUGCCUGGUUGCGCCACGUGGCGGGCAGGGAGCUGUGUGUGGUGCGCACGGGACAACUAUUUGACAUCAUAGUCGAUUACCCCGACUCCACCCCCGCCCUCCUCGACCUUAAAGACUGCCUUGAGAAUGGCGCUGCCGCUGCUGCUGCUGCUGCUGAUGCCACUGCUGGUGCUGCUGCUGUUGGUGACUCUGGAUUCAGUGCUGCUGCUGGUGGGGCUGGUGUGGAGGGUUUUGGGACGGCUGCCCUUGCGGCUGCUGCUCCGCCUCUGGUUGCUCUUGUGGCCGCACAAGGAGGGAGCGGUCUGAGUGGUGUGAGUGGUGUGCGAGGAGCCAUGGGAGGGGAGGGGUUGGGCAUGGGAGGGGAAAGCAGCAUUGGUGGGGGGAGCGCGUAUGGGAGGCUGGUUGCUUCGUUCCGGGCAGCGCUGGCCAAUCGGCUGCUGACAGCUGGCGCGUCGACGGCGGAUAUCCUGCAGCAGUAUGUGUCGGCGAUACGGGCUCUGAGGCUGGUGGACCCGUCGGGAGUGGUGCUGGAGGCGGUCAGUGAGCCCAUCCGACAGUAUCUCAGAGGCAGAAAGUGUGCUCUGCGGCUGGUGGACCCGUCUGGGGUGGUGCUAGAGGCAUUCAGUGAGCCCAUUCGCCAGUACCUGCGCGGCAGAAAGUGUGCUCUGAGGCUGGUGGAUCCGUCGGGGGUGGUGCUGGAGGCAGUCAGUGGCGCCAUCAAGGGCGCUGCUGACGUGGCAGAUGACGUGGCAGGGGAGGCGGGGGACCCGGGUGACCUGUCACUGCUGGAGGAGCUAAGCCGGGCGGCGGAAGGGGGCGAGGGGGAGGCGGGGGGGAGUGGAGAGGGGGAGGAGGAAGGGGCAGGCUUGGGGGAAGAUCUGUCUGCGGCUUAUGCUGCUGCUGAACGCUGGCAGCCUGAUCCGGUUGACGCCGAUCCCUGGCGGUCCUCCGGCCAGGCGCAGAGGGCGAGGGACAUAGUGCGCGUGCUGGCGGGGGUGUUUGGGUCGCGGGAGGUGCUGCUGGGGGAGUAUCGAGGCAUGCUGGCGGAGAGGCUGGUGGGGCGAAUGGGACCAUACAUCUGUGCUCCAAUGGAGGUGCUGCUGGGGGAGUAUCGAGGCAUGCUGGCGGAGCGGCUGGUGGGGCGCGCGGGGUACGACACUGACAGGGACGUGCGCACCCUGGAGCUGCUCAACCUUCGCUUCGGAGAAUCCAACCUGCACGCGUGUGAGGUGAUGUUGAGGGACAUGGCGGACUCAAAGCGAAUUAACGGCAACGUGAAGGCGGCUAUGAGGCAGGCAAGGGAGGAGGCUCGAGACUUGGCAGAGGCGCGUUCUAAUAUUGCUCGCUCGAAAGCCCUCAUGAGGCGGCGAGCAUCGGGGACGGUAGGUAGUGAAGUGAAACAAUCGAUGAGGCAGGCGAGGGAGGAGGAGGCUCGGCUGCUGGCGGAGGCUCUUACAAGCAAUAACAAUCGUUCUGCUAUUGCUCGCAAGAGAGCUCUUAUGAGACGACGAGGCCUAUCAGUGGUGGGGGCAGGGAGGGGAGCAGCAACGGCACAGAGAGAAAGCAGGGGCACGGGGGGAGGUCCAUCUGGGGCAGGUGUAUCUGGUUCAGGUGUAUCUGGGUCAGGCUCAUCUGCAUGGUCGCAGGCACACACACCAGAGCACCUGGUGGUUAGGGGCAUGGCAUCGUUCUCCACCCCUCCAGACCGACCUGGGAGAGGAGGAGAAGGGGGAGAGGGAGGGGGAGGGGGAGGGAUUGUGGGAGGGGCGUCGCAGUGGUUCACUCCAGAAUCGUUUGCUUCUCCUCCUCCGCCCGCCGCUCCAGCACAGGCUCCUACUGGAGGAGGAGGGGGAGUGGGAGGGGCGUCGCAGUGGUUCACUCCAGACUCGUUCGCCUCUCCUCCUCCUGCUGCUGCAGCAGCACAGGCACCCCCUGGCGCAGCUGCCCCUCCUCCUCGGGCAGCCCGGCCAAAUCUUCUGUCCCGCUGGGCCCGCCUCCGCCCGGACCUCCGCACGCCGACCUUUUCUGGAGACCGUUCCGCAGAUCGCGGGCAGCCCGGAAAUUCCGCCCAUACUCCCAGCCAAUCAGGCGGCGGCAGCUCAGCCAUGGGGGGGAACAGGGGCAGUGGGAGGGGCGGGCAGGGGGGAUUCUGGGAUGUUAUGGACGCACUGGGGGGAGAGGGAGGGGGGGAAGAAAACGCAGAGAGAGGGAGGAUUGGGGAGGAGGAGGAGGAGGAGGAGAUGGAAGGAGGGGAGGAAGAGGAGGAGGUGAAGCCAGAGGAGAAAGAGGAGUUGCUAGAAGCAGAGAAACUGGACGCUACGAUCGUCUCGGCGCUCUUUUGGCCGGCUUUCCAGGAGGAAUCGGUGCGGUUACCGGCGCCGGUAACGAAGCUGAUGGAGGAAUAUUCAGCCAACUAUGCGACGCUCAAAGCGCCCCGCAAGUUGCAGUGGAAGGGGAAUCUUGGGUGCGUUACAAUCGAGCUGGAGUUUGGUAACGGGCGUAACAGCCAGCAGUACACUGUGACGCCCGUUCAAGCAGCCAUUAUCCUGAAAUUCCAAACAGCCGGAGCAGGAGGGGAGAAAGGGGCAGAAAGUGCAGGUGACGGUGCAGAAAACGGAGAAGCUAAUAAGGAGGACGAGGCGAUGCCGCAGUGGGCGGCAUCUGAGCUGGCGUCAGCAGUGGGCCUGUCAGUGCCAGUGCUGCGUCGGCGAAUCACAUUCUGGGUGAAUCAGGGCGUGAUUGUCGAAUCGGUCGCGACCAAUCGGUCGCCUCCGGAACCUCUUUUCACGGUGGUUGACCACCAUGUAGAUCCUGCUGCUUCUGCUGCUGCUGCUGCUGCUGGUGGGGGUGGUUAUGGGGAUAGAGAUGGUGAUGGUGACGCGGAUGCUGCUGCUGCUGGUGAGGGUGCUGGGCUGGGUGGGUUGCGAGGUGAUGGAGAGGGAGAGGAUUUGGUAGCAGGCGGGGAGUUGCUAAUCGGGGAUGAGGACGAGGAGGAGGAGGGGGGAGGCAUGGUGGCCUCCUUAGAAGCGCAGAGGAAGCAGGAGAGUGCGGUGCACGAGUCGUUCAUAACAGGCAUGCUCACCACAUUCGACGGCCUCCCUAUAGAGCGAAUCCACAACAUGCUCAAGAUGUUUGUGUCUGACCCGCCGUAUGACCGCUCGCUGGCGCAGCUGCACGCGUUUCUGGGGAGGAAGCAGGAGAGUGCGGUGCAUGAGUCGUUCAUAACAGGCAUGCUCACCACGUUUGACGGCCUGCCUAUAGAGCGCAUCCACAACAUGCUCAAGAUGUUUGUCUUCGACCCGCCAUAUGACCGCUCGCUGGUGCAGCUGCAUGUGUUUCUGGGGGUGCUGGUGGCGCAGGAGAAGCUGGAGCUGCGGGAUGGGCUGUACCGCAAGAAGAAGUAG